Molecule: messenger RNA, 5130 nt
Organism: Oxyura jamaicensis (ruddy duck)
Lineage: Eukaryota; Metazoa; Chordata; Aves; Anseriformes; Anatidae
Gene: PLA2G4F
Product: phospholipase A2 group IVF
Exons: 20
Coding region: 1195-3819 (874 amino acids)
Biological process (GO): glycerophospholipid catabolic process
Cellular component (GO): cytosol
Molecular function (GO): calcium-dependent phospholipid binding; calcium ion binding
Source: RefSeq, a predicted model, not a curated record
UUCAGCGUGUUUCACAAUUUUGAAGGCAGCGUAAGCUUAGAGUGAACCCAGUGUUUGCCACUGCUGCUGUGAUACUGAGCUGUUUGCGCUACUCAUUAUCACCUGACUGGUUAUAAAACUUGUCUUCCAGAAGACCGUAGUUCAGGGUCUAAGUCUCUUUUCCCAACUGUCGGUGAAAGUUUCUGGGCAGAGGGAAAAUGCAAAGAAUACCUGGGAAAGACAGGAAUUUUCUUUGGGGUUUAAUAGCAAACUUGGCAAGAUACCAUGGCUGAAAUUAAGAGGAGGGGACUUGUAGGCAGUGUUUUCACUUGGGUGCAAGAACAAGAUGGGGAGGACAUUCUCCAUUGAUAAAGUUGAUUUUUCUUACUGAGCUAUUCCUUUGCCUGCUAGCAGUGAACACAAACUAUGGUUUAGCAGCUGCAUUUUUAUUUACUUUUGUGAACAUGUCUCUAAUGAAACUGGCAUGCUUAUGGUGAAUCCUCUGUGUCCACUGUGAGAUGUGGAGAGGAUUCCAGCACUUACAUCCCCCUGUAUAAAGGCAGGUAUUCUGGGAUAUAUGAGCGUGAAGACUUCUGGAUCCUUUACCUGGGAUAACCUGUUUUACAGUCCCUUGCUGCUACAUCAGCACCUUCAGUUUAGAUGAAAGGUACAGACAGUUGUUAGCAGGGCUGAGAGCGAGAAUUCAGUCUUGUAUCCUCACGUAAGGAUUUCAUUUUUAUUUUUUUUUUUUCCCGAUGGAUUCUCCUGAGCUCUGAAAAAGGGGUGGUUCUGAAGAAUCUUUAAACUACAAAUUAGAAAUUUGUUGCUUGCAUCUGUCAUCAUGUACGUCAUUGGUACAUUGUCACAUACGUUGGUGUAGACAGAACUGUAGUUAUUUGUCAUAAAUUUCCCACACACGUUUCUUGCCUGCCUCUUCCCAGAUGUGUUCAGAUACAGCACAUCUAAUACUCAGGCUUCAUUACUCUGUAAGCUCAUCUUGUAGUAUGUUACAACCUUGGCUAAAAUAUGAUUACAAGAGGCAGAAGGUGAGAUUCUGGCAUGUUAACAACACAGCCUUGGGAGCACAGGAAAAUCUCUCUUGCACGAUAUGCCCUUAAAUUAUGAUCCAGGCAUGGGAAAUGUAUCCUCAGCUAUGUAAUGACUGGCUUCAAAUCAACGGGUGCUGGAGACCUUUGGAAGGAACUUUGUUGACAGAUGGUGUGCAGUAAAAGAGCAAUGUGCUUAUCUUUAUGGUAUUCUAUGCUUCCAUCGCUGUUAGUGGCUGAACUCAAGGUGAUAGCUAUAUUAGUGAAGAUUGCUUUGGCAGCAGUGACAGUAUGGUCAUGUAGCUUCACUUUUCAACAACCUGAAGAGUUGCAGCACCUUCAGGAAUGGGAGAAGCACCCUUACUACAACCUAACCGUAAAAGUCCUCCGAGCCAGAAACAUCAAGGGUACAGACCUGUUGUCAAAAGCAGACUGCUAUGUGGAACUGAAACUGCCCACUGCAUCUCCCAUGGUCUACCGAACUCAGGUUGUUGACAACUGUGAUAACCCAGAGUGGAAUGAAACCUUCCAGUAUCGAAUCCAUAGUGCUGUCAAGAACAUUCUGGAAUUGACACUCUAUGACAAGGAUGUCCUACUCAGCGAUGAGCUCACUUCUAUUGUCUUCGAUGUAGGAGGCAUGAAGCCAGGUCAGCCCCUGCUGCGCACUUUCAAGUUGAACCCCGAGGCUAAUGAAGAGCUGGAUGUAGAGUUCUGCUUGGAGAAAUGCUCAGAUACCCCUGCAGAGGUAUUGACCAAUGGAGUACUUGUGGUUCAUCCUUGCUUGUCUCUCCAAGGCACUGUCAACAGAGAAGAAAAAACAAAAGAGAAACAGCAAGGUAGCUGUGAGGUCAAGCUGUCUGUUCCAGGGGCGUAUCAGAAGCAGCUGUGUAUUCCUUGGAGGCCAGAUAAUAAGAAGGAUUAUGGAACCUCCUUUGUUUUUCACGUGGAUAAAGAAAUGCAUCCAGAACUGCAAGUGGAGCUGGAGCAAACCGUAUCUAUCCUACAGGAUGGGAUGAACCCUGAUAUUGAAAAGCAUACUACAGUUCUGGGACGGGGGACUGUACCAGUUAAUUCCCUUCCUGUUGGACAAAAAGUUGAUAGAGUUGUUUCUCUGGGAGAGGGACAAAGUUUGGAUGUAAGUUUGAAAGCUGAAGAGAGCACUUGGGAUCUAGAUAUACGUCUGGGUUUUGACCUCUGUAAAGAGGAGAGAGAAUUUGUGGACAAAAGGAAGAAAACAGUUUCUGAGGCACUGAAGAAGACUCUUAAUUUAAAGGAAUCCCCUCGGAAAGAUGAGGUUCCGGUUGUAGCAGUACUGGGGUCUGGAGGUGGGAUGAGAGCACUGACUUCAUUCUACGGCAGCCUAGCUGGGCUUCAGCAGCUGGGCCUUCUGGAUGCUGCAAUGUAUCUGAGCGGGAUUUCUGGCUCUACUUGGUGUUUAUCAACAUUGUAUCAAGAUCCUCACUGGUCACAGAAAGAUCUUCAAGAUGCAAUCAGUAGAGCUCAGGGUACUGUGUCCAGCAGCAAAGGAGGGGCAUUUUCCCCAGAACGACUGAAAUACUAUUUCCAGGAGUUGAAUUCAAUGGAAAGUAGUGGACGGAAAGUUUCCUUCACAGAUUUGUGGGGCCUUAUUGUGGAGUAUUUCCUACAACAGAAGGAAGAUCCAUCAAAGCUGUCUGAUCAGCAAGAAGCAGUGAAAUGGGCCCAGAACCCUUAUCCUAUCUAUGCAGCUGUCAAUGUGAGACCCAAUAUUAGUAGUGGUGACUUUGCAGAAUGGUGUGAGUUUACUCCCUAUGAAGUUGGGUUUCGCAAAUAUGGAGCUUUUGUCAGAACAGAGGACUUUGACAGUGAGUUCUUCAUGGGAAGGCUCAUCCAGAAACGUCCAGAGCCUAGAAUUUGUUUUCUACAAGGAAUGUGGGGAAGUGCCUUUGCUGCAAGCUUGGAUGAUAUCUGCUUGAAAGUAGUUGGAACGGGGUUGGGCUUUCUAGAGCCUUUCAAAGAUGUUAUCAAAGUUAUAGAUGACUGUCGAAGAUCUCAUUUCCGAGAUCCAACACGACUGAAGACUCGCUUGGUUAUACCUGGGGGACCCUUGUUGCAAAUUUUCCAGGAUUUCUUCAAGUCCCGGGUCACGUGUGGAGAGACCUUCAACUUCAUGCAGGGAUUGUAUCUUCAUAAAGAUUAUGUUAAAGUCAAGAAAUUUGUGGUUUGGAAAGGCACUCAUCUGGAUGCGUUUCCUAACCAGCUGACCCCCAUGGAAGAGAGCUUGUAUUUAGUGGAUGGUGGCUUUUCUAUCAACUCUCCCUUUCCAUUGGUACUUCAGCCAGAGAGAGAUGUGGAUGUUAUUUUGUCGUUCAAUUUUUCCUGGGAAGCUCCGUUUGAGGUUUUAGAGUUGGCUCAGAAAUACUGUGAGGAGCGGGAGAUUCCUUUUCCAAAAAUUAAAUUGAGUGAUGAAGAUGAAAAGAAGCCAAAAGAGUGCUAUGUGUUUGUGGAUAACAAUAAUCCAAAGGCUCCCAUUGUGCUCCAUUUCCCAUUAGUGAAUGACACCUUCCGGAAAUACAAAGCUCCAGGCAUUAAACGCAAGUCAGAAGAUGAGAAAUCCUUUGGUGACUUUGUCAUUGAGACAAAAGAUUCUCCUUAUCGUACACUAAAUUUCACCCUUGAGCCAUAUGAUUUCCGCAGGUUAGUGGAAGUGAAUCGCUACAAUGUUCUGAACAACAAGGACACUCUCUUAAAAACCCUGAACUUGGCUCUGCAAAGGAGAAAGGGGAAGAAUGUCAUCAAUAUAUCCAAUACAUGAGUAGCUUCCAUAAGUGAGGAUAAAGGCAGGCUGCAGUGUACCAAAGCCAUGUGGUUCAAGCCUGAAAGCUGAAAACUGAUAGCUGGAAACUGUCUCCUUGGGAAGGGAGUAACACGUGUGACAUUGAAAAUCCAUUCAAGAUAUCAGAUGAUCUUAGAAAAACCCAAGAGACAGUAACAUCGGUGUUGUACUGUUAUGUCAAAUAGAAAAAAGAGGGUUGUGUGUGAAUGUGGAAGAGGAGGAAAUUAUUUAGCCCAGUAUCUCAUCUAAUGGCAGCUGAUGACUAGAGAGAUCUAUGCAAAGAGUGCAAGCAUCUGGAGAUAACCUUACAACCUCCAUUGACCUGUGGAUAAAGGAUCUCCUGUCAAAGAUGUUGGUUUCUUCCAUAUCUUUAACAUUCUUGCUUUUUGAACCUCCAUGAGGUUUUACCAUUUACCUCAUCUGGCAUAGAAUUCAAUGGAUUGUAACCACGCACUGGGAGAGAAAAUGUCCUUUUGCUUUCAACUUGCUACUGGCUGUUGCCCAUAUAUUUGCAAGACUGAACAGUUAUUAACUGCUUACCAUUUUUGCUAUUCAUGUUUUUUAAGAUAUCUGGUAUUUCCUUCUUACCUGUCUCAAGAAUUAGUAAUGGCCUUCAGUGUCCCAAAAGUUCAAUGCAGAGUAACUUAGUUUGGUAACCAUUAUUUUUUUGAGGAAAUAGUAGUGUUUUUUUUUUUUUUUUUAAUAUAUUUAAGAAUUGAAGACACAUCAUGUGAUUGUGCUGCUUCUUCCUAUAGUUUGAUCAUCACAAGCUGAUGAAAUUUAAAAAUAAAUCAGUAAAUGUUACAAGUUUGGUCUUUGUCUUUCUGUGCAAGAGGAAAGAAGACUCCUUGGAGGAAUCUGAAAUAGAUCUUUUUUUUUUUUUUUAACCUUGGACUUGCGAUUCAGACAAAGCUUUGUUCAAGGAAUUAAUUUGUGUGUUUCCACAUUAAAGGAUCAUUGAUGUUCAAGGUAGGAGGACCUUAUAAAUGUUAAUAAAUAAUGUCAAGUGCUGCUAUGCUGUGGUUUGGAAUUUACCUCAUUUUGCAGAAAGCUUGGAGGAAAGGACUGAAUGUUGCAGUUGGAACAUUCUAACACAAAAACAACGUGAAGAAUUGUUUACUUUUGUGGCUUUUAUAUUGAACUGGAUGUACUGAUUCUGUAUUUGAAAGUUGGAGAGAGAAACAUUUUCUGAAAUGAUAUAUAGUUUUAUGAACAGAUAAGGUUCUUGAUUUCUUUUUUGGAAUGUGUUCCUCUUCUAAUAAAUUUUAAUUCUAUUAAAGUUUUUCACAA